This is a messenger RNA of Erythranthe guttata (spotted monkey flower), 1363 nucleotides long. Its product is annotated as V-type proton ATPase subunit d1. The record is from RefSeq and is a predicted model, not a curated record. Gene Ontology annotation, molecular function: proton-transporting ATPase activity, rotational mechanism. Gene Ontology annotation, cellular component: proton-transporting V-type ATPase, V0 domain. Gene Ontology annotation, biological process: proton transmembrane transport. Lineage: Eukaryota; Viridiplantae; Streptophyta; Magnoliopsida; Lamiales; Phrymaceae.
CCUUAAUCUCUUACCCAUGAUCCGUACCAUCUACGUAGGUGUUUGACCUGGAUUAUCAGAGCUCGAUCAAUUUCUAUUAUUCCCAUCUACCCUUCGUUGUUCGAUUUCGCCGAUUCGCUUCAGAUCUGUGGCAUAAAUAUGUACGGAUUCGAAGCGCUUACCUUCAACAUCCACGGUGGUUACCUGGAGGCCAUCGUCCGAGGAUACCGCUCCGGCCUCCUCACCGCCGCCGAUUACAACAACCUCUGUCAGUGCGAAACCCUAGAUGACAUCAAAAUGCACCUCUCCGCCACCGAGUACGGGUCCUAUCUCCAAAACGAGCCCUCUCCGUUGCAUACGACAACAAUAGUGGAGAAAUGCACCCUCAAACUGGUUGAUGAGUAUAAGCACAUGUUAACUCAGGCCACCGAGCCUCUUUCAACCUUUUUAGAGUAUAUCACAUAUGGUCACAUGAUUGACAAUGUCGUUCUAAUUGUGACUGGAACUUUGCAUGAGAGAGAUGUUCAAGAAUUGUUGGAGAAAUGUCAUCCCUUGGGAAUGUUUGACAGUAUUGCUACACUGGCAGUAGCUCAGAAUAUGAGGGAGCUCUACAGACUCGUGCUUGUUGACACACCCCUGGCUCCAUACUUCUCUGAGUGCAUAACUUCGGAGGAUUUGGAUGACAUGAACAUUGAAAUUAUGAGGAAUACUCUGUACAAAGCAUACCUUGAGGAUUUCUACAGAUUUUGUCAAAAACUUGGUGGCGCCACUGCAGAGAUUAUGUCUGACCUCCUAGCAUUUGAGGCUGACAGGAGAGCAGUCAAUAUCACAAUAAACAGCAUUGGCACUGAGCUUACUCGAGAUGAUCGGAGGAAGUUGUAUUCUAAUUUUGGCUUACUAUAUCCUUAUGGUCAUGAAGAGCUUGCUGUUUGUGAGGAUAUGGAUCAGGUUCGGGGUGCAAUGGAAAAGUAUCCUCCUUAUCAAUCCAUAUUUUCCAAGUUAUCCUAUGGCGAGAGUCAGAUACUCGACAAGGCCUUUUAUGAAGAGGAAGUGAAACGACUUUGCUUAGCAUUUGAGCAGCAGUUCCAUUAUGGUGUCUUUUUCGCUUACAUGAGAUUGGGGGAGCAGGAGAUCAGGAACUUGAUGUGGAUAUCUGAAUGUGUUGCACAAAACCAGAAGUCGAGAGUGCACGAUAGUGUUGUUUUUAUAUUUUAGCAAGUCCCAUUUUUCAUUCAUAUAUUUAUGUAAAUUUUUGUUUCUUUCGGUUGGUUGCGGAGAGUGUUUGUUUCUAAUGAUUGAGUUGGGAGGGGAAAUGACAUUAAAAUAGCACAACCAUAAUAAUGUCUCUUAAAAGAAAUCAUUUUUAUUGGUCUUGUACUUGCAA